Messenger RNA from Cyprinodon tularosa, 1998 nucleotides. It is a transcript of the gene dedd2, whose product is annotated as death effector domain-containing 1. NCBI's taxonomy places the organism in Eukaryota, Metazoa, Chordata, Actinopteri, Cyprinodontiformes, Cyprinodontidae. Gene Ontology annotation, biological process: apoptotic process; extrinsic apoptotic signaling pathway via death domain receptors; regulation of apoptotic process. Bases 249 to 1382 code for a protein of 377 amino acids. The record is from RefSeq and is a predicted model, not a curated record. The transcript has 6 exons. Gene Ontology annotation, molecular function: protein binding; DNA binding. Gene Ontology annotation, cellular component: nucleolus.
UUCCAGCGGAAGAGGAGAUACGGCAGGAGUGCGAAAACGUGAGAGGUUACAUAAACGACCACACGGCUGUACCAAUCAGCGCUGCUGCUGCUGGGCGUCAAAAGAAAGGACCAGUGGUUUAUUUGGCUUCCAACGAGUUGUUGUUUUCUGCUGAAUUUUAACAGCGAAUAACUGGCCCAUUGUUUGGCAAAACAGCGUCGACCCAAGGACAUCGAAAAGUUUUGGAUAAGAAAACGUGGAAAAAAAACAUGGCUGCAGUGCGGUACCCCCAGCGCACCCUCAGGGAAUCGCUCCACUGGGACGAAACGGAGUGCAUGAACUAUUAUGGGAUGCUUUCUCUCCAUGAGAUGUUUGAAGUAGUUGGCUCUCAGCUAACAGAGGCAGACGUUGAAGUUCUGUCUUUCCUGCUGAAUGAAACCUACCCCGGAUCACACCCUCUCGACCCGGCUGGCUGGACGGUUGAACCUGCUGAAGGCGAUCCAGAGGACUCUGGUGUAGCCCCGAGUCCACAGCUGCUCAAAGCAUGGAGACGGAUAAAGCACAACGAAUCACAGCAGCCUUCAGUGGUCUCAAAGUCUAAAAGCGGCCUUGAGCUGUUGCUAGAGCUUGAAAGGAGAGGAUACCUCAGUGAUGGCAACCUGGAGCCACUGCUCCAACUCUUAAGAGUUCUCACCCGUCAUGAUCUGCUGCCAUUUGUGUCCCACAAGAGAAGGAGGACAGUGUCCCCUGAGAGAACUGGACAGAGGUAUGAAUUAGAUAAAUCCGAACUGGUGUUUGGAUUACAGCAUAGCUGCAGAGACACGGAUAUGCCUCUUUCAUCCUUCACACAACAGUUAACUACAGGUAUUUACCCUCCUGCAGCUGGGUCUUCUACAAGGACUCGGAGGAAGAAGAGAGGACAUGGCUGGAGCCGUAAGCCCAAGAAAACAAGCAGACCGGUUCAGCCACUGCCUCUCCCGCCAGCACCUCAGAAAGUGUCGUGUGAUAUUCGCCUACGCGUACGGGCCGAGUACCUGGAGCACGAGUCAGCACUGCGUGAGGGCGUCUCUUCAGACAAGCGUCAGCCGCUGGAGCGUCAGUUCGACUUGUUCAGCCGAGCCAGCUUGCUGCUGCGCACCAGAGAUCUGGGCUCCAUCGUCUGCGACAUCAAGUUCACAGAGCUGGACAACCUGGAGGCCUUCUGGGCAGACUACCUGAGCGGGGCGCUGCUGGAGGCCCUCAAGGGGGUCUUCAUCACGGACUCCCUGAGGACGGCUGUUGGCUCAGAGGGCGUCCGCCUCCUGAUCAGCGUGGAUCAGGAUGACUAUGAGGAAGGGCGAAGGCUGCUGAGAGCCAGGAAGAUGAUGUCAUCGUGCAAUGGUGGGGUCACAAAGUCCUGUUAGGCCUAAUGAUCCAAUGAGACUCUUAUUCUGUUGUACUAUACGAUACUUGAAGGAAAGAUUAGCUGGGACUAAGGCAGGAGACUGGCGUUCAAGUCGAAGUCAGAAGCACUUUUAUGGCCUUUUUUCUUUUGCAGUUGAUGAGAAGACCACUAGAUGGCAGGAGUAACUAUUUUUGUUCAUAACACGCCUUUCUGUUUUCAGAGCUGUCUUAAGUAGGAACACAAACAUUUAUGAGUGAAAGUGGAAUAAUUAUGGAUUGGUCUGAAUCUGGAGGAGCAGGUACUGCACCUUAAAACUAAACUGGAUGAAAAAGGGACUGGCAGACCUGAACAUCCUGAUCCAGCGGUAAAACUAGAGUUUUUACUAGCUUUAUUUAAAUCAAAUAAAAGAGCAGACUGAAUUUAGGUUUAGAAGAAGUGCCGACUUAAUGGACCAACCGUAUCCAUGUCUAAAUAUUUCUACCAUUUUAUUUUUGGAUUAACUCGGUUCUGGACAUUCUCGUGUGCAGUUCCACCACUAACGGUUUGAAAAUGACUUAUUUAAUACUUGAAUGCUAGGAAAAUAUUGAAAUAUGAAAUGGAUUAAUUAUCUCAAAUUUGUAAAGCCAAAAAAAACA